This is a messenger RNA of Pistacia vera, 949 nucleotides long. Its product is annotated as actin-depolymerizing factor 2-like. The record is from RefSeq and is a predicted model, not a curated record. The coding region runs from base 164 to 583 and encodes 139 amino acids. Gene Ontology annotation, cellular component: actin cytoskeleton; cytoplasm. Gene Ontology annotation, molecular function: actin filament binding. Gene Ontology annotation, biological process: actin filament depolymerization. The transcript has 3 exons. Lineage: Eukaryota; Viridiplantae; Streptophyta; Magnoliopsida; Sapindales; Anacardiaceae.
AUAUUUUUCCUCUCCUGCCAGACUUCAUCCCAUAUAAGCUGCCUCAACAUUGCUGCUUAGCCCUCGUCAUCGGAGGAGACUCUUCGGUUCUCUACAUUUUCUCUCCUCUUUUAAAGGCGAUCGUCCUUCUCUCUUAUUUUCCCCUAAAAAAGAAUCCGAAAAAAUGGCCAAUGCAGCGUCUGGUAUGGCUGUGCAUGAUGACUGCAAGUUAAAGUUUCUGGAGCUCAAGACAAAAAGAACCCAUAGGUUCAUAGUUUUCAAGAUCGAGGAGAAACAGAAGCAAGUUAUUGUGGAGAAGCUUGGUGAGCCAACUCAAAGCUAUGAGGAUUUCACUGCAUCCCUUCCAGCUGAUGAAUGCCGUUAUGCUGUCUAUGAUUUUGAUUUUCUCACACCAGAGAAUGUUCAGAAAAGCAGGAUCUUCUUUAUUGCAUGGUCCCCUGAUACGUCAAGGGUCAGAAGCAAGAUGAUUUAUGCAAGCUCCAAAGACAGAUUUAAGAGAGAACUUGAUGGCAUUCAGGUAGAGUUGCAAGCAACCGAUCCAACUGAGAUGGGUCUUGAUGUCAUUAGAAGCCGUGCCAACUGAAUUUGAAUGGCCUUACAAUGAGGAAGUUCCUCUGUUCGAUCUUCUUUACUCGAGUGAAAUGUUUAUAUUUUGUGGGAUGGUGAACUUGGAUAAUCAUGUUAUCAGUUUCCAAGUUCUGCCAUUAGUCUUUUAUUCAUCUUGAAUAUGCAUCUCUGGUUUCUGGUAUAUCUUGUGAGUUGUUAUUUGUAGAACCUAUGUGUUUUGGUGUCUUCUUGUAGUAUGAUCUCUACAAGCUAAUAUGUAACUGUUCUGUUUGUGAGAGGUUAGUCGUCUCACCUUUAGUUCGUUUUGAAAUUUUAAUAUUUGACCCUUGUUAUUUUACUUUGUAAUGUUGAAGGGGCAUGCUUUAUAACUUCUGUUUGUUGA